This is a messenger RNA of Nematocida homosporus, 1392 nucleotides long. Its product is annotated as magnesium transporter. Gene Ontology annotation, biological process: magnesium ion transport. Gene Ontology annotation, cellular component: membrane. The transcript has a single exon. The coding region runs from base 1 to 1392 and encodes 463 amino acids. NCBI's taxonomy places the organism in Eukaryota, Fungi, Microsporidia. Gene Ontology annotation, molecular function: magnesium ion transmembrane transporter activity. The record is from RefSeq and is a predicted model, not a curated record.
AUGCAUGGGGAUAAAUGGUUGCGAUGGGUGCAAAGAGUGCGUUGGGGGAGUGUUAUAGUUGUAUUUGGUCUGGUGGUGGCGCAGCAGUGCCAGAAAGAUAGUGAUUGUAAUCUUUCGUCUCGGCGGGGAGUUCAUAGUUUGUUCUGUGUGGCUGGGGAAUGUGCGCAAUUGAAGGCGCCGGGCGUGGCUUGUAAGGCGGCGAGUGAGUGUGCAUCUUUUCCCUUCUUUGGGGCUUUGGCAUGUACGAAGAAGUGUAAGGAGGGAUUUUGUUGUCAAUUUGUGCCGAGUGGAGCUGCUUGUGCGGCGGAACGGCCGGAUGGAGUGAGUGGGUGUGUGAAUGGGUUCGUGUGUCGGAAAGGUGGGAAUGGUGCUGUUUGUGUUCCUUCUUUUGGGAAGCGCUGGGUGCUAGGGCCUUUGCUUUCGGUAAUGGGCAACUUGUUCAUUAACAUUGGGUUGAACUUUCAGAAACGGUCUUACGCUGUACCGGUAGUGGAUGUGUACGGGGUGGGAGUUAAUGUGUUCUUGUUUGGAGUAGGGGUGUACAUUCUAGGGAAAGUUUCUGGGUUUAGUUCGUACGCUUUUGGCAACCAGUCUUUGAUGGCCUCCUUAGGAGCAGUGGGCUUGGUGGCCAAUAGUAUAUUUGCGCCUUUGAUUAAUCGGGAAGUCUUUACGGUUUAUGAUUUAAUGGCUAUUCUACUGGUGCUGAUUGGGUCUUCGGUGAUUGUUAGUAAUGCCGGGGGCGGUAAAGGAGGACAUCAUACGGUUGGGGCUUUACUGGAAAUGUACCUGUCUUUGGGAACUUUACUUUGGUUUGCCGCCCUGUUGCUGGUGAUUGCUUCGUUGUGGGUGGUGGCCCGGGUGGUUGAGGAGAACAGCGAGUGGCGGAUGGAUGAGACAGUGCCUUGGGUGGUGCUAGAUAAGAAGUUCACUAGGAAUGGUUGGGAGCUGAAGUAUGCCAUGCUUUUUGUUUAUGUGGGACUGUCGGCCGGCAUUGCCUCAUUUACUACGCUGUUUGCAAAGAGCUUUGGGGAGAUGAUUGCCUUGAGCUUUUCAGGACAGAACCAGUUCUUGGGCUUGGGGCCGUACUUCUUCUUGGGAAUGAUUGUGCUGUGCACAGUUGGUCAGAUUUAUUGGCUGAAUCGUGCUUUGAAGAGGUACGAUGCCUUGCUGGUUAUCCCGGUCUUCCAUGUUCUGUGGACAGUAACGAGUGUGACUACAGCCGGCAUUUACUUCAAGGACUUUGCCAUGUUCACGCCAAGCCAGUUUAGAAACUUUGUCAUUGGACUGGUAACGAUCUUCUCUGGGUCAGGAUUCUUGACCUUCCGUAUGGUGGGCAAAGACGCGCCCUCCACUGAAAGUGCCCAGCUUAAUGUAGAAACCAAGCAAAAGUAA